Messenger RNA from Mauremys reevesii (Reeves's turtle), 3956 nucleotides. It is a transcript of the gene AXL, whose product is annotated as AXL receptor tyrosine kinase. The coding region runs from base 1377 to 3914 and encodes 845 amino acids. The transcript is spliced from 23 exons. The record is from RefSeq and is a predicted model, not a curated record. NCBI's taxonomy places the organism in Eukaryota, Metazoa, Chordata, Testudines, Geoemydidae. Gene Ontology annotation, molecular function: protein binding; ATP binding; transmembrane receptor protein tyrosine kinase activity. Gene Ontology annotation, biological process: cell surface receptor protein tyrosine kinase signaling pathway; phagocytosis; natural killer cell differentiation. Gene Ontology annotation, cellular component: signaling receptor complex.
GGGGCGGCAAAAUGUCUAGAGCCGCCCCUGGGUUCCGGGCAGUUGGCAGGGGGCGGCCAUGAGGGAAGGGCAGUUUUUAGGUUAGGAGAUGAGGCCAGAAGGUUCCGGGGAGCUGGCAGGGGGCAGCCAUGAGGGAAGGGCAGUUGUUAGGAGAUGAGGCCGGAAGGUUCCGGGGAGUUGGCAGGGGGCAGCCACCCAUGCUGCUGCCAUAUAGCCCCUCAAUGUAGGGUAAUGACUCAGGGCAUCAGUUUCUCCCCCAAAAGGGGGAUUUUAUCUCCUUCAUUCAUUAGAGAGGAAGAGGGGUGAUUUGUGAGGAGACUCUCUGUCGCUGUUUGAUAAUCAGCAAGGCGAAUCCAGGAGGAUUUUCGUGUCAGUAUUUCACCAUGGAGACAAACCCAGCGAAUGCAGAGGAUCCACGUUGUCCUUUGUUAAUUUACUUAGUGGCAGGAUCUUCCUAAUUCACUCCAGGGAACAGGCCCCAGGAAGACCGAGGGCUCAUUGAGGACUGCAAGGUCACACCAGCCAACCUAUCUGAGAGGGGUUUUGCAGGAACAGGGGAGAGCUGUUGGCAUUCCCCUGGCCGCUAAGUGGCGUGAUUUCUCCAUAAUUCACAGCAGCCAGGGGUUUGUUUGCUAGGAGAAAACCCAGCGGUAAAGAAGCAUCAGAAGAAGAGGGUUUUUUUACCCAUGAAAGCUUAUGCCCAAAGAAAUCUGUUAGUCUUUAAGGUGCCACCAGACUCCUCAUUGUUUCAGCUGUAAAGGGUUUAACUGUCCCAUUGCUGGUGUGUCCCCACCUCCCUUAUCCAGGGCACAGGUGUUUACACUGCUCUGGGCUCUGCUCACCACACUCAGAACACUUCAACAACCCACAAAGCUUCAACCCUGGUAAUUUCUUGGAUGAGAAAACGGCAGUAAGAAGGAUGAUGCCUUUUGCAACUUUCCUCAGGGAGAAGAUAAUCUAAUACUAGAGGGUUCUUUAAUCUACCAGACCAAGCCAGAACAAGACACAAAAGCUGGAAGUUGAAGUUGGGCAAGUUUCAGAUUGGAAAUAAGGUUUUUGAUAGAGGAAGGAAAAUCGCAACAGGAAUCAAGGCAGCUAUCUGGAGUGGGGCCGGACCGACCCCCCGGGCCGGCGGCGAGGUGGGUGCCGGAGUUAGAUAAACCUCCUGGUUUCCAGUUUCCACAUCCACUUCCCCAGAUUGCCCGGUGCAGCAUGACACAGACCUGCACUUCCUGGAGAACCCCUCGAACCAGACCUCGUCCCUGGGCAAGGACGUGCGGCUGCGCUGCGCCAUACAGCUGAGCCAGGAGCUGCCCGAGAUCAGCUGGCUGCGGGACGGGCAGGCGCUGGAGCUGGCCGACAGCAACCAGGUGCAGAUGCCCAUAAACGAGAACGUCUGGCUGGCCAUCAGCGAGCUCAGCAUCCCGUCCGUGCAGCUCUCAGAUGCGGGCAGCUACCAGUGCGUCAUGUGGGUGAACGGGGAGGCGGUGCUGUCCGAUGCCGCCCACCUGGGGCUGGAAGGUCUGCCCUUCUUCUCCGAGGAGCCCCAGGAGCUGGAGGUGGCAGCUGACACCCCCUUCAACCUGAGCUGCAGCGCCCAGGGUCCCCCCGAGCCGGUGCGGAUCAUCUGGCUGCAAGACGGGGCCCCCCUCAACUCCCUGGUGGACCCCCUGGCACGGGUGCCCUCCACGCUGGCCGUGAACAGCCUGAACAGAAGCGCCUCGUUCUCCUGUGAAGCCCACAAUGCCAAGGGCGUGGCCACCUCCCGGACCGCGGCCGUGACAGUGGUCCCCCAGCGGCCGAGGAGCCUGGUGCUGGUGACAAGCAGCGAGAACGCCCUGGAGGUGGCCUGGGAGCCGGGGGCCAGCGGGGCGUCGCCCCUCAGCGUCUGCACCGUCCAGGCUGUGCGCACCGACCAGGACCUCAGCACCGUCCCCCCCGAGGCCAUGUACAACCAGACCCUCAACGUGCCGCCCUUCCGCCACCUCAUCCAGGGGCUGGCGCCCUUCGCCUCCUACCACGUCCGCGUGGCCUGCCGCAGCGGGGCCGGCGCCUCCCGCUGGACCCACUGGGUGCCCAUGGAGACCCUGGAAGGGGCGCCCCGUGCUCCUCCGGAGAACGUCACGGCCUUCCAGAACGGCAGCCGGGCCACGGUGCACUGGCUGGAGCCACGCGGGCCGCUCGGCGGGAUCCUGCGUGGGUACAGGCUGGCCUAUCAGAGCCCCGGUUCGCCCGAGGUGGUGGUGGAUGUGGGGCUGACCACCGAGAAGACCCUGGAGCUGGUCUCGGAGGUGCAGAACCUGAUGGUGCGGGUGGCGUCGUACACCAGCGCCGGGGACGGGCCCUGGAGCGACGCCGUCGUGGUCUCCCCAUCCCAGCCGCUCGCCCCACAGACUGAGCAAGUGAGGGAGACCGCGGCCCCCGCCUUCUCGUGGCACUGGUGGGCUGUGAUCCUGGCCGUGGGCCUGGCCGUGGCCUUCGCCAUCUUCUUCGUCCUCGUCCUGGCCCGGCUGCGCAAGAAGGAGACGCGCUUUGGGGAGGCCUUUGAGCCCCAAGUGGAGCAGGGCGAGCUGGUGGUCCAUUACCGUGUCCGCAAGUCGUACAGCCGCAGAACCACGGAGGCUACGCUGAACAGCCUGGGCAUCAGUGAGGACCUGAAGGAGAAGCUGCGGGACGUGAUGGUGGAUCGGCACAAGGUGGCCCUGGGGAAGACCCUUGGUGAAGGCGAGUUCGGCUCCGUCAUGGAAGGGCAGCUCAACCAGGACGACAGCGUCCUCAAGGUGGCCGUCAAGACCAUGAAGAUUGCCAUCUGCACCCGCAGCGAGAUGGAGGAUUUCCUGAGCGAGGCCGUCUGCAUGAAGGAGUUCGACCACCCCAACGUCAUGAAGCUCCUGGGGGUGUGUCUGCAGAGCACGGAGAGCGAGGGCUUCCCCUCGCCUGUCGUCAUCCUGCCCUUCAUGAAACACGGCGACCUGCACAGCUUCCUGCUCUACUCCCGGCUCGGCGACAGCCCCCUGUACCUGCCCACGCAGAUGCUGGUGCGGUUCAUGGCCGACAUCGCCAGCGGGAUGGACUAUCUCAGCAGCCGGAACUUCAUCCACCGGGACCUGGCCGCCCGCAACUGCAUGCUGAACGAGAACAUGAACGUCUGCGUGGCCGACUUCGGCCUCUCCAAGAAGAUCUACAACGGCGACUAUUACCGCCAGGGCCGCAUCGCCAAGAUGCCCGUCAAGUGGAUCGCCAUCGAGAGCCUGGCCGACCGCGUCUACACCACCAAGAGCGACGUGUGGUCGUUCGGCGUCACCAUGUGGGAGAUCGCCACGCGGGGGCAGACGCCGUACCCGGGCGUGGAGAACAGCGAGAUCUACGACUACCUGCGCCAGGGCCAUCGCCUCAAGCAGCCGCUCGACUGCCUGGACGGGCUGUACCAGCUGAUGAGCAGCUGCUGGGCCCUGCACCCCAAGGAGCGCCCCAGCUUCCAGGAGCUGCACGGGGCGCUGGACAAGACGCUGCGGAGCCUCCCGGCCGCCCAGGGCCCCGACGAGAUCCUCUACGUCAACAUGGAGGACGGGGGGGCGGAGCAGGGCGCCGUGGGGGGGCCGGGCCCCGAGCCGCCGGCCAAGGAGCAGCUGCUGCCAAAGGGGGCCGUGGCGGCCCAGGUGCACCGGGCCGAGGGGGCGGGACGCUACGUCCUGUGCCCCGCCCCCCCCGAGAGCGGCCGGCGGCCGGGUGGCCCCCCCGCCGCCCCUGCGCCCUGCGCCGCCUCCGAGGAGGGGGCCUGGGGGGGGGCUGAUCCCAGGGGCCCCGAUCCCCGUCUCACUGGCAGGGCUAGGCAGCCUGCUGGGGUGGCCCCACCCCCCAUCUCCUGUCUGACCCCCCCGAUCCUGGGCCCCUGCCCCCCAUCUCCUGUCUGACCCCCCCGAUCCUGGGCCUCUGCCCCCCAUCUCCUGUCUGAC